Molecule: messenger RNA, 5342 nt
Organism: Ylistrum balloti
Lineage: Eukaryota; Metazoa; Mollusca; Bivalvia; Pectinida; Pectinidae
Product: serine/threonine-protein kinase H1 homolog
Exons: 2
Coding region: 163-1425 (420 amino acids)
Biological process (GO): protein phosphorylation
Molecular function (GO): ATP binding; protein kinase activity
Source: RefSeq, a predicted model, not a curated record
UGCCCGUCGUCCAUGUUGUUCUUCGACACCAAUCGGAUUCAUGAGUGGAUUCUGAAAACGAACGGAUUUGUGUAUUCCCUCCACGUUGAUAGCCACGACCCCCUUCCAAACAGCUGAGGGGAUGACACCAUGUAGAAGGAAGUGUUUUUCGUUUUAUUUCAAAUGGGCUGUAAUGUAAGUAAGACGGUGCCUGAUGACCCGACGGCAACUCGGGUCGUUGUCCAGGUUUUUGAGCAAAAUGAGCGAAAUAAGGAAAACAGUCGUCAGAAUCCACACCAAAAACACUCUCACGCCCGUAACAACAGGGACCAACCGAAGGACCCCCGGGCUUCGGGGCCUCCGGCUGACGGGCAGAGGUCGAACCGAAAGGUGAAAAAAUACAGAGAUAAAUUUGAUGCUAGGGUGACAGCUAAAUAUGACAUCAAAGCAUUGAUAGGAAGGGGGAACUUCUCUAAAGUGGUGCGGGUGGAACAUAGGGUUACAAGACAACCCUAUGCCAUCAAAAUGAUUGACCGGGUUCAGGGCAAGGAGGUUUUCGAAGCAGAGGUCGCGGUCUUGCGCCGGGUUAAACAUUCACAUAUAAUACAACUUAUAGAAGUCUUUGAAACGAAGGAUAAAGUGUACAUGGUCAUGGAACUUGCAACAGGUGGUGAACUUUUUGACAGAAUCAUUGCGAAAGGGUCAUUUACAGAAAGGGAUGCUACUCAUGUGUUGAACAUGGUUUUGGAUGGUGUGAAAUACCUGCACGGUUUAGGUAUAACACAUAGAGAUCUCAAACCAGAAAACUUACUGUACUAUCAUCCGGGUCAUGAUUCUAAAAUCAUGAUCACAGACUUUGGAUUAAGUGCUACUAAGAAAGGUCCGGAUAAUUUCAUGAGAACUACAUGUGGUACCCCUGAAUAUAUAGCCCCAGAAAUCAUAGCCCGAAAACCUUAUACAUGCCAGGUUGACAUGUGGGCAGUAGGGGUCAUUACCUAUAUCCUGCUCAGUGGAACUAUGCCUUUCGAUGAUGAAAACAAAACACGUCUCUAUCGACUUAUCCUGAAGGCAAAAUACAGUUAUGCUGGAGAGCAUUGGAAGGAUGUAUCAGCUGCUGCAAAGGAUUUCAUUGACAAAUUACUGAUUGUGGACCCGAAUGUGCGAAUCGGGGCCAACCAGUCUAUGAACCACACAUGGCUAGUGACCAAUGCAGCUAGCUCUAGCAACAAGAACCUUCAUCGUACGAUAAGUCAGAACCUCAUACAUAGACAAUCCAUCCGUGCCAACAGUACGAAAAGUGCCAAAUCCACACGGUCAACUAAAAGCAAUAAGUCCAAUCGAUCUGGCCGCUCGUUACGGUCAGAACAUAGACGUGUUCAGCCAGAGGAAAUUGACGAGCUUCAUCGUGACCCAGAUGUACAGGCAGACCUGGCGUCAUUGGGCUGAGAUGCCCCCCUGGUCUACAUACUGGUAUCUGCAUUUGUAUGUUCCAUAACAUCGAACCUACUGCCAUGUCACAACGACAACUCCCCCUAAGGAGAGUUCUCGCUCAAUCUUUUACUUUUUGUCGCAUCCUCUGCCUUUGGAUAGACAGAAUUUGCGAGCCAAUGCAAGUAAAAGAGAAUUUACCUUUUCAGGAUCCACCGUUUGUUCAGAGUGUUUCAUGCCUGAUGGACUUUAUCUCGGGGAACUAUACAUAUUUGUUAUGUGGCUGGAGGCACACAAACUAUGAGGAUGUGUCUUCUCUCAUUGAAGGGUAUAGCCAACCAACGCCCCUCCCUCCACACUUAUUUCCUUCUUAGUGCAUGGUUGCCCUAAGGAGUAUUUAUCAUCCGUCCAGAAACACCUUAUCCCAUAUAUGGAUAUUUCCCAAAUCUGGACUUCGUUUAUAGAUACUAUCAGUGAUAUAUUGAACCAAGGUAACAUCUUGAGACAGUGCUGUUCCUUCAUGUCUGCCUUUUUCCUUACACCAACUAGCUAUUUCGUCAUGUUUCUAUACAUGCACAAAUAUAAUUUUCCCUUCCUUAAAGUUGUUGUAGCAGCCUCCCUGACACAAUGCUAACAUCAUUGGUCGUUGCUGUCAAGUCAUUCAUUUGACAUUCUGUGGAAUGUUGUAAACUAAGGAAAUAGAUAGAAAUCAAACAAUAGAUAUGUGACAGAUUUAAUUAGGGAUACUUUAAGAUGCACAACACUGAAAUUAUUCAGUCUUAUUAGGCCUUUUCUCUCUCUUAAUAUGUUGUAGUGUCUUCCCAUGGUUUUUGUAUUUUUGUAGCUGUGAUAUUUGUCUACAAAUAUUCAACUGUAGAUUUUGUUUUAUCCAACAAGUGCUUUAAAUGUGUGUUCAUUAACUUUUUUGUUCAGGUUCAUGAUAAUCUGAGGUAUUUGUAAAGAUAUGUAUCAAUGGUUGAUUGGCCAUCAUGUCCACUUAUCAAUACUAAAUUUCAUGCAUCAAUGUUGGGCAGAUCUUUUUUGUAUCUUGCACUUGUGAUAAAUCCUCACAAAUGAAUUUGUUAAAGAAACAUACAUAUCAAUUACUAUAGAGCAACAUUUUAAAGUCAUCUUCCAAAUAAUUGUUUCCGUCCAGUUCUUAUGAGAAGAAUAAGCUAAUGGUACCACCGUGUAGAAGGAUCGCCAUGGCGAUAGAUUGUGCCAAAUGUUUGUUGGUUACUGAGUAUUAUUGCUUUGUUAAUCUAGUCCGUGUUGCUAUGGUGUGAUCACCUGGUACACUCCCUACAAAGUGAAUACCAUUAUAUGGUGAAUUUACAUAUGUGAGCUGUUUCAUAAAUAUUGAAUUUUUUUUUAUCGAAAAGAUGUAUCUUUUUUUUUUAUUUCUGAACAAUUAGUGACCAAUUUUUUCUGGUAUUUGUUUGAUACCAUCAGUGAUGUAAAAGCCUUUUCCAUGACUGUACAUAUACUGACAGAAAUAUAAGAUAUAAAUGUAUUUGUAAUACAGGGUUACAUUUAUGUCCGAUAUAAAGGGUCUCACUCCACAUAAGCUAGAGGUCAAGUUAUAAUUACCAAUCAGGUUUUAUUCCAGUUGCCUCAUUAUAAGAAACAAGUGCUGUACAUUUUUUAAAAAGUUUUGUCCAUUUAAGUUAUGCCAAGUUUUUGUAAUAAUCAUUGCCUUUCUAGUUGUUUAUUAUGUUUUAUUUGUACUUCUCUGUGGAGACGUUACCAGUGCUUAUUGUUAUUGUCAUCAGUGUUUUUCUACAUUUGUUGAAUUCUUGUUAUGUACAAGUCAAUCCUUUUGUGUUUCAUUUUAUGGUCAUAGGUAAUUGUUUUGAUCAGUAGAGAAACAAAUUGUUUUGAUCAGUAGAGAAACAAAAAAUAAAAUAAAAUGUAUUGUCUUGACAGCAGUACUGUAUUGCUAGUUGGUUACAUGUCUCAGAAUCUUAACACAAGUGUAUAUACAGUAUUGUCAGGCUGAUUUGUCUAUAGACAUCAUGAGGGUUUUCAGCAGUUGAGUAUCUUUGGUGUCCCUAAGACAAUCGAGUGUCCACGAUUUCCCCAAUGUCUCCAGCAGUACAGUAUCAUUUGCAUCCUAGAAGUCUGUUACAUCCCAGACUCCUCAUCAGCACUUAAAUAUAUCUGGGGUAAAUUUGGGAGUUUAAUCAUUCAACUUUCAGGGUUUCCAUAUCUUAGUUCUGUUCAUUAAUUUCAUACUUGUAUCUUUUACAACACUUAAAAUGUUACAGACCUGGUUGGACAAUUCUGGCAUAUAUUUGCGAUUGGCGAUCUCUGCCCGGUCAUCUAAUUAUUGCCUUGGCAACUUGAUGUACUUUUAGUGUACCACUGGUGGUUACACAGGUGUACAGUAGUAUUUACGUACAUUGUGUCCCUUGUGUACAGACGUUUAUAAGAUUGUGUACAUAUAGUUGUAAUUAAUGUUGUUCACGAGGUUAAAAAUAUGUCCUAUAGGUCAACCUAAAGGUUUGACUUUAGGAAGUGGGGGGGUCACAUAGAUGCAUAUAAUUAGUACAGAUUAUUGGGUCUCGCAGACUUAUUAUCAAUUAUGUGGAUGUUUCAGAUAUUUUUUUGAGGGAAUUUAGAAUUUUAUUUUCAAAUUUUAUUGUGAAUGGAAUUUUAAGUUAAACAAUUAAAAAAUUGAGGUAAAAGUUUUAUGCAUUGUUUGAAACGGAAGUAAGCCUUGAUCAGUAAUAAUCAAUCGGUUGAUAAAAUAAUUGAAUAAUUUACAUGAAUAACCAUUUUUAUUGUAUUAGGCCAUAAAAUAAAUUUUGAUGCUUGUAAUCAUGGUAACAAUGUCUGAAUCAUUCUGUCCCAACAUUGCACUAGUCCAUACAUUUCUACCUGUACCAGUUACCAGAUCAGUUGUGAUAGUCUGGCUACUUUAUCAUACAUCACAUGUACAGUAGCAAAUGUGUUUGGUUGUAAAGUUACAUUUAGAAAUGCAUCUAAUUCAUUAAUUGUGCACUAAAUUCAAAUUUCCUAGUAACAUAUUUUAUUUAUCUAGACCACCAGUUUUAUUUCAAAAAUGAAAAAAAAAAGCAUCGUUUUUUUUUUUUUUAAAUGUAAUUUGACUGAUCAUGUAUUAAUGAUACAGUAUAAAGCACCUAAUUCCAAUCCUUGGUCAGUAAAAUAUUAAAAUGACACAGAAAUCAUCUACAAGAACAUUUUAGAAAUCUUGGUCUUGUCAUGAAAGGCUCUGAUUUGAAAAGUCAAGACUCGACAUUUUACUAAGCAUAUUUUACACAUGAUGUGUUAAAAGUCAUAUCUAUUGUCCUAAUAUUUUUGCUUGUUAUUUAGGGGAUACGUCAAUCUCAAACCAUAGAUAGUAGUACUCUCUAACUACAUAAUUUUAGAUAUAAGUGUUAAUCAGAAUAAAAAGUGUCAUUGUGAUCUAAAAUUGCAAUAAAUAGACUUCGAUUUAAGAUGGGAAUUAAAUUGCCUUUUAUUUCAACUGUUAAGGUAAUGCUUUUGAAAUCUCUAAUGGUAAAAGAAUUUUUGAAAGCAAAUGAAUUAUUUAUUGGUGUGUGUCUGUGCAAGCUACAGACGAAGUAUAUAUAUAUCUUUUUUAACAAUCAUAUUUUUUUCAUCCUAUAUUAUUUUAUUAUAAUUAACAAAACCGUCCAGUUUUUUUGUUGCUGAGCAACCUAAUUUACCAUUUAUAACAGAAGCCGUCCAUUUUUUAAAAAUCACAUGUGAUUUUAAUGGCAUAUACAUUUAAACUGUUGAUAGUUUUUUACUUGGAUUAUUGUUGAGUGCCGACAGAAGGCGAAAUGCUAGGAGGAUGAUGUUCCCUAGUUGUCAGGUAUUCAUGUUACAAGUGCUGUCAUCUUCAUGCAUUAGUGAUCAGUCCGAUCUGUAGGUGUUAACAUACAAUAAACUUUAUUAUUUAAACUGUA